Molecule: messenger RNA, 954 nt
Organism: Juglans microcarpa x Juglans regia
Lineage: Eukaryota; Viridiplantae; Streptophyta; Magnoliopsida; Fagales; Juglandaceae
Exons: 1
Coding region: 285-656 (123 amino acids)
Biological process (GO): regulation of systemic acquired resistance
Source: RefSeq, a predicted model, not a curated record
UUACUUUUAUAUAUAUAGAGGUAAUUUAGGUGUUAGACCUACGAGGGUAAUUCAAUAAAUUCACGUCUGAGACGCAGUACUAAAGUGGUUCACAUGAUAGCAAUACAUACAAUAAAUGAUUCCACGUAUGACUCCAUGACCCAUUGACCAAUGACCAUAAACCUAUUAUAUAUAAAUUGAGCGUUUCCACGAGAAGUAGCGCUGAAGCAACCUAGAAACUGCACUCUCUCUCGAGUCUCGGGUAUAUUUCUCUCUUCUUUGUCUUCUUCUUGCACAAGUAUCACAUGGAGGAUGCAAGCAAAAAGAGAAAAUACUGCCUUCAUCAUGAUGACGACGUUGAGGAAGAUGACGAACAAAAAAUGGAAAAGUUUUUUGCGCUCAUCAGGAAUAUCCAAGAGGCUCGUGAUCAGCGUGUGAGAUCGAAUGGCCCAGAUGUAAUAAAGGGAUCGAUAGACCACAAGAGAUCAAAGAUGAAUAAAGUCAUCGAGGAAGAGAAGAAGAUCAAGAUCGUCACUGAAGUUUGGAAGCCGUCCUUCGAACCCGAAGACUUCAUGGAAAAGGUGGCCGGAGCUCAGCUCAAAACAGUUCUGGUUCUUCUCAAAUUCAAGAAACUGAUCAGGAAAAAGAAAAAGAAGAAGAAGAAAAAGGUUUACUAGACCUAAAGCUCUCACUUUAGUGUGUACUUCCCACAAGUACUCAUGCAAAGAAGAUCAGAUAAAACCCUAGCUUCUGUUUAUAUAUGUUACUGAAGUUGUUAAUUAGCUAGAUCUAUGUAUAAUCAUGGGAGAUCAUGAGAUCUAGGGAAAUUUAAAGCUAAGUACCAAGCUAGCUGUGCCAUUCUAGCUAUCACUUCAAUUAGGAACUGAGUUCUUAGCAGCUAGAAAUCAUGAAUAAUGCAAAAAAACAGUGUAAUAUCUCAAGUUUUAACAGUUAAUUAUGCUCAUUUUAUACUAA